Scomber scombrus (Atlantic mackerel) is the source of this 1452-nucleotide messenger RNA. It is a transcript of the gene kctd6b, whose product is annotated as potassium channel tetramerization domain containing 6b. The record is from RefSeq and is a predicted model, not a curated record. The transcript is spliced from 3 exons. Lineage: Eukaryota; Metazoa; Chordata; Actinopteri; Scombriformes; Scombridae. Gene Ontology annotation, biological process: protein homooligomerization. Gene Ontology annotation, molecular function: protein binding. Bases 163 to 876 code for a protein of 237 amino acids.
CCGAGCACAGCUGCCAGGUGAGACCAGCGGUGAACAUCAGCAACUAUCUGGCUGCACCGCUUAAUGCAAACCUCAGGCCGCUGCAGCUGAACAAACAAACAAAAAAACAUACAAGCCCAUAAAAAGCGAGCUGGUUCUGACCAAGCGGAUAUUGCUCUACAAAUGGAUAAUGGAGACUGGGGCCAUAGGAUGACAUCUCCUGUUACCUUGAACGUGGGAGGCCACAUGUACACCACCAGUUUAUCGACCCUGCAGCGUUAUCCAGACUCCAUGUUGGGCGCCAUGUUCCGGGGUGACUUCCCCACAACUCGAGAUUCCCAAGGGAAUUAUUUCAUCGAUCGCGAUGGUACACUUUUCAGGUACAUCCUUAACUUCCUACGGACGUCUGAGCUUACCCUUCCGGUGGACUUCACGGAGACAGACCUCCUGAGGAAAGAGGCGGACUUCUACCAGAUCGAACCUUUGAUCCAUUGCCUUAGCGAUCCCAAGCCGCUGUACCCUCCAGACAUCUUCGAGCAGGUAGUGGAGCUCUCUAGCACUCGGAAACUGUCAAAAUAUUCAAACCCGGUCGCUGUUAUCAUCACGCAGCUGACCAUAACCACAAAGGUUCACGCUCUACUUGAAGGCAUUUCCAACAACUUCACCAAGUGGAACAAACACAUGAUGGACACCAGAGACUGCCAGGUGUCCUUCACCUUCGGACCAUGUGACUAUCAUCAAGAGGUGUCCCUACGCGUUCACCUCAUGGACUACAUCAUGAAACAAGGCUUCAACAUCCGAAACACGCGUGUGCACCACAUGAGUGAGCGCGCCAACGAGAACACAGUGGAGCAUCACUGGACUUUCUGUAGACCAGCUCACAAAGUUGAAGACUGAGUUGCAGCACAGUUGUGGUGGACGACUGUUUGAUUUGUCAUAAUAUUACACAAAUCACGAUUUAAAAAAAAAAAAAAAAAAGAACAAAAUUGACCUUGGUUUCAGAAAUGUAUCACUAAUAAUGAUUUUUUUUUUGGAGGCUCAGUGUCCAUACAGAUGACAUAAGAAAAAUGAGUGUUUCAUCUGUUUGAGUGCAAGAGUGUUAUCUCAGUGAAACACUUUCUCAUCAAUGCCACCAUUUCAUAUUAGACAUUCCUUUAAAAGUAAAUGCUUCAUUGACGGUAUGAUGUACAAAACAAAAAAGAAGCAUUUCUAAUAAAGCCCAGUUUCUUUAUGGUGAAUUUAAAGUAGCUAGAUCUUUAAAAAUGAGUCUCUUAGCCUUCUGUUAUCUCUUUGUACGGUACUAUUCCUGGAGAACCUAGUAGCUUCUGCAUGUGUCUGAGUGUAUGUAUCUGUAUUUGCUGUGUGUGCUUUGCAGUGUUAUGUCAUACUGUUACACUUUAGAGCUCAUAUCAACAGUGAUGUGUUAGGUCAUUCCAGCCAAAUAAACCCAUUUGUGUAUUUGUCACUCAUUAA